Molecule: messenger RNA, 1245 nt
Organism: Ipomoea nil (Japanese morning glory)
Lineage: Eukaryota; Viridiplantae; Streptophyta; Magnoliopsida; Solanales; Convolvulaceae
Product: benzyl alcohol O-benzoyltransferase-like
Exons: 2
Coding region: 27-1064 (345 amino acids)
Molecular function (GO): acyltransferase activity, transferring groups other than amino-acyl groups
Source: RefSeq, a predicted model, not a curated record
GAAAGAAAAUUGUAAUUGCAAUUUCAAUGGCAUGUUUAUCUGCUCCACUGCUGUUCUGUGUAAAAAGAAGCAAGCCUCAGCUUAUCGUGCCAUCAACCUCCACACCUCAUCAACAAAAACCGCUUUCCGAUCUCGAUGAUCAAGGCAGCAUUCGAGUUCAUAUUCCAGUUUUGAUGUUUUACAGGAACAGUGUUGAAAGGAGAGGGGAAGAAGAUCCAGCAAUGGCUAUCAAAGAAGGGUUAGCUAAAGCACUUGUUUUCUACUAUCCCUUGGCAGGUAGGAUUUUUGAAGGGGAGAAUGGGAAACUUAUAGUGAAUUGCAAUGGGAAAGGGGUUUUGUUUGUUGAAGCAAAAGCCAAUGUUAAGGUUGAGCAGCUAAGUGAUAAAUCCAUGCAUCCACCAUGUCCAUACUUGAACCAACUCCUCAUCAACACUGUGCCUGGCUCCAAAGGGAUCAUUGAUUGCCCUCUUCUACUUAUCCAAGUAACCCGUUUUAGUUGUGGUGGCUUUGCAUUGGGAAUUCGGUUCAACCAUACUAUGAUGGAUGGCCAAGGGUUGAUUCAGUUUGUAAAUGCAGUGAGUGAACUUGCAAAGGGUGCUUCUGCUCCUUCAACACUUCCGAUUUGGGAGAGAGGCCUCUUAACUGCAAGGCCAACCCCAACCAUCACCUGCGAACACAACGAGUUCAAGGAUUUCGAGUUGUCCAAGACUACAAGGUGGUGGGACUUGGAAAAAUUGUUGCGUACAAACAAAUUCAUCAACAUACAAAAGGUAAUGAGUGACCCGUGUUUGUUUUUUAGCAAACAUAUAUGCCACUCCCUCGUGAUCAAACGCUCAUUCACUUUUGGGUCAAGAGAGUUGCAAGCUAUCAAGGACCAAUGCCCCUCAAGUACCACAUUCGAGGCACUUUCUGCGUGCUUAUGGAAAUGUCGUACCAUUGCUCUCCGACCAGACCCUAAUUCAACCAUGCUAUUGACCAUUGUUGUCAAUAUUCGAGAAAGAUUGCAGGACCCCAAACGCCCCUUGGAUACUACGGUAAUGCCGUCGUGUCGGCAGCCGCGGUAACCACAGCCAAGUUGUUGUGUUCAAAUCCGAUAUCAUACGCGGCCAAGUUGAUUAGGGAGGCUAAAAAUACUGUUAACGACGAUUAUGUUAAAUCGAUUAUAGAUCUUAUGGUGACUAAGGGCAGACCAAGGGGGGCUAUACUAAGGAACUUCUUAAUAACAGACAAUUCAAGAUUUGGAUA